AUGGGAGAGAUAGUGGUGAUGCAGCUGGGGUUGGUUGGCUAUCAGCAGCUUCGUGUGCAGUGCUGUGGCCAUGAAUUAGACAAAUCUGAACGUGAAAUUGAAGCCGAAAAGAAAUUGUGGAACGAACGUAUCACUGAGCUGCGGCGUCGUAUUGAAACGGCUCGUCAACAAAAAUCUCGGCCUAAUAGCACUAGUACGAUCUCAGGAACGGAUGAAGAAAAUGUAUCCUGUCCAGCUAGUCCAAACUACCUGGAAUUUAGUCCAUCAACCAAGCAAUCACCUGUGUACAGUUACGAUUUAUACAACGAUGGUUUGGUGCCGGUAGCGCCCCUUCUUCAUCCGCGUCCAUCUGUUUAUCCAUUUUUUGAUGUCAAAACACCACCAUGUAAUUAUACAUUAUUUCCAAUUCAAAUUGGUCUCUAA
This is a messenger RNA of Enterobius vermicularis (human pinworm), 423 nucleotides long. Lineage: Eukaryota; Metazoa; Nematoda; Chromadorea; Rhabditida; Oxyuridae. The record is from the annotation of a GenBank genome assembly.